Molecule: messenger RNA, 2859 nt
Organism: Pundamilia nyererei
Lineage: Eukaryota; Metazoa; Chordata; Actinopteri; Cichliformes; Cichlidae
Gene: git2a
Product: G protein-coupled receptor kinase interacting ArfGAP 2a
Exons: 21
Coding region: 209-2536 (775 amino acids)
Biological process (GO): brain development; regulation of ARF protein signal transduction; synaptic vesicle recycling
Cellular component (GO): synapse
Molecular function (GO): small GTPase binding; GTPase activator activity
Source: RefSeq, a predicted model, not a curated record
GCUGCUGUCUAGAGGCAGAGGAGUAAACUACCAAGUGUGCACAGGCUAGUUAGCUAAUCAGGUGGCUGCUCAGUCAGCUCACUUGCAGACGAGCGGCGUUGUAGCGGGAGGAAAUGUUAUCAUGGUCAUAACUCCAACUCUAGCAAAAAACGAAAAGGCUCGCAACGGUUAAAAGGAAUUUUAAAAGGCGUUUCUUCCCGAGUUGAGGAUGUCUAAACGCCUGCGAAACACUGAGGUCUGCGCAGAUUGCUGUGUCCCAGAACCUCGCUGGGCCUCGGUGAACAGAGGCGUGUUGAUCUGCGACGAGUGCUGCAGUGUACAUCGGAGCCUGGGCAGACACAGCUCCCAAGUGCGCCACCUGACGCACACGCCAUGGCCCCCUACGCAGCUGCAGAUGGUUCAGACAUUAUACAACAACGGUGCGAAUUCAAUUUGGGAGCACUCCCUUCUGGACCCUGCGUCUGUGACGAGUGGAAAACGCAAGGCCAACCCUCAGGACAAACUCCAUCCAAACAAAUCAGAGUUUAUAAGAGCCAAAUAUCAAAUGCUGGUGUUUGUCCAUCGCAUACCUUGCCGAGAGGAUGACAGCUCAACAGCCAAGGAUUUAAGCAAGCAACUUCACUCAAGCGUACGCACUGGUAAUCUGGAGACUUGUUUGAGGCUGCUGACACUCGGAGCUCAAGCAAAUUUCUUUCAUCCUGAAAAGGGAAGCACUCCUUUGCAUGUAGCUGCAAAGGCUGGGCAAGUAUCUCAGGUUGAACUGUUGACCGUUUAUGGGGCAGAUCCUGGUGCUCCAGACAGCAGAGGCAAAACUCCCAUUGACUGUGCAAGAGAAGCUGGCCACAACGACCUGGCAGACAGGCUGGUGGAAAUUCAGUAUGAACUAACCGAUCGACUGGCGUUUUACUUGUGUGGACGAAAACCAGAUCAUAAAAGCGGCCAGCACUUCAUCGUUCCACAAAUGGCCGACAGGAACAUCAGUGCAGAUUUAUCGGAACUUGCAAAGGCAGCGAAAAAGAAACUGCAGUCUCUCAGUAAUCAUUUAUUUGAGGAGCUGGCCAUGGACGUGUAUGAUGAAGUGGACAGGCGAGAGACUGAUGCAGUGUGGUUGGCAACACAGAAUCACAGCACGCUGGUCACAGAGACAACUGUGGUUCCUUUCCUUCCUGUGAAUCCGGAGUAUUCAUCGACACGAAACCAGGGGCGGCAAAAGCUUGCAAGAUUUAAUGCACAUGAAUUUGCAACUUUGGUCAUUGACAUAUUAAGUGAAGCAAAGCGCAGACAGCAAGGGAAUCCGAUAGUCAGUCCCAAAGACAACGUUGAACUUAUCAUGAAGAACGUGGCCGUCAGACACUGUAGUGAUAGCCAGGACAAUGACCAGCCUGACUAUGAUAGUGUGGCAUCUGAUGAGGAUACAGAUCAAGAACUCCCAUCAAGCAAAGGAGACAGGACCAAGAGCCUGGACUCGGACCUCUCAGACGGACCCAUCACUAUGCAAGAAUACCUGGAGGUGAAAACCGCCCUCUCUGCCUCUGAAGCAAAGAUCCAGCAACUCAUGAAAGCAAACAACAGUCUGAGCGAUGAGCUAAGGCUCAUGCAGAAAAAGCUGCAAUCUCUGCAAAGCGAGAACACCUCUCUCAGGCGGCAGGUCACUACCAAUAUCUAUCAGAUCCCCAGCGGUACAGACUACCCUGACCCCUCCAGUCCCUCUGCCCUGAAACGCCGGCAGUCUGCACGGGCCAGUCGGCCCAUGUCUAUGUAUGAGACCGGCUCAGGCCUGAAGCCCUAUCUCCCUAAAGGGGAAACUCCUUACUCAGAGGAGGGAAUCCCCACCCUUCAAUCCUUCCCAACUCAUACGGAAAGGGGCGCUUUUGUGACCACCUCUUCAUCCCUUCCCUCAUUUCCAUCCACCUUGUGUUGGUCGAAGGACGACAGUGCUCAAAAGGCUUCAAAAUUGGAGAAGCAAAGCAGCAUGCCAGAAAGUGACUAUGACAACACGUUCAAUGACUCGGAGAUGGAUGACUCGGGGUUCUGCAGGAGAGGGAGGCUGAGGAGCAGUGGCUGGCUGGGGGAGGGUAGCUCUAUCCCUGAACUUGAUGAUUUGGAGAUGGACUCUGACCCCACGCUUCCCAGCACAGAGGACGUCAUCCGCAAGACCGAACAGAUCACCAAGAAUAUCCAGGAGUUGCUGCGAGCUGCUCAGGAGAACAAACAUGACAGACCAUGUGAGCGUGAAGGUGUGCGUCGGCUCAGGCACAGCCUGGGAUGUUUCAGCACUCUGGUACCCUGGGCUGAGAAGGCCCCCUCUCCCCUUCAGCCGCUCAGCCUCCGGUCCCCCGACCCCACCUCCUGGUACUCUGGCUUCUGUCCCUGCCUCCCAGGCACAGUUUUAUUUUCCUCUCCCUCAGACACUUUCUUCUUCUGGUCUGCCUCACCUGCUAACAAGCUGUCUCUUUUUCUGUCAUAUUGUGCUGCAUGCUUGAGUAUGCCGAGUUUCAAACAUCAAUUCAUUUCAUGUUUUAUCUUCAAGCACUGACUUUGCUUUAGUUAGGUAAAAAAGGUAAGGUGCAUCUGUGCAGUGACUUAUAGCUGACAGCAUAUUUGUUUUUGAUCUUGACGUUUUUUACUGUAGAAUUAAAGUGCUGUUUACUUACAAGGUUUAAAAUGUCUUUUAAAUGGCAUGUUUUGUAGGUAAUCUGUCGAUGAUGAUGGUGCAUGGUGUGUUCUGAAAACUAAAUUGCACCUCCACUUUGUGAAGUAACCUGAUUGCAGUGAUGAUUAGCUAAUUGAUCAUUCGUAUCACUUUUAUAACCAUUGUAUUUGUUACUUUCAGUUUACUUUCUGACUGUGACUUCAAUC